Penicillium cataractarum is the source of this 993-nucleotide messenger RNA. Its product is annotated as putative mitochondrial carrier protein. Lineage: Eukaryota; Fungi; Ascomycota; Eurotiomycetes; Eurotiales; Aspergillaceae. The record is from RefSeq and is a predicted model, not a curated record. The transcript is spliced from 2 exons. Gene Ontology annotation, biological process: glycine import into mitochondrion. Bases 1 to 993 code for a protein of 330 amino acids. Gene Ontology annotation, molecular function: glycine transmembrane transporter activity. Gene Ontology annotation, cellular component: mitochondrial inner membrane; mitochondrion.
AUGUCGAACAACAGCGCGUAUGCGGUGCCGCAGGUGAAGAAGACUAGCACCUCCACAUCAUCAAAAACAGUCUUCCACUUCGCCGCCGGCCUCUGCUCUGGCCUUACCUCCUCCAUCCUCCUCCAGCCAGCCGAUCUUCUCAAGACCCGGGUCCAGCAAUCCGGGAAAGCCAACGCGCUCCUCCCAACCCUCAAAGCCAUUCUCUCCUCUCAAAAUCCUAUCCGUAACCUAUGGCGUGGAACGCUUCCCUCCGCCCUUCGCACGGGCUUCGGCUCUGCCCUCUACUUCACCAGUCUGAAUGCCCUACGCCAGACGAUCGCCCAAGCCAAUCCUCCUCUCGUCCUAUCAAAUACAUCAACCACCGGCAAAUCCUCCUCCGCUCUCCCCAAACUCUCUAAUACGGCCAAUCUGGCUACGGGCGCCGUCGCCCGCGUCGCCGCGGGAUUCGUGAUGAUGCCCGUCACCGUACUCAAGGUACGCUAUGAGUCAGAUUUCUACGCCUACCGCAGUCUCUGGGGCGCGGGCCGCGAUAUCGUACGCACCGAGGGUAUGCGCGGUCUCUUUGCAGGCUUUGGCGCUACAGCAGCUCGAGACGCCCCCUAUGCCGGCCUUUACGUACUUCUCUACGAGCAACUAAAACGCCGGCUUGCAUCAAUGACCACGACCAACUCCGACGGGACCCCUCUGGCAGGCGUGUCCUCGUCUUCUAUCAACUUUGUCUCCGGUGCCUCGGCAGCCGGUCUCGCGACCGCUAUCACAAACCCCUUCGACGCCGUCAAAACGCGACUGCAAUUGAUGCCCGCCAAAUACGGCAACAUGGUCCGGGCAGUGCGCUUAAUGAUUCAUGAGGACGGCAUGCGCAGUCUCUUCGGUGGUCUAGGCCUGCGUAUGGCUCGCAAAGCAUUGAGUUCUGCGCUGGCCUGGACGGUCUAUGAGGAACUCAUCCUCCGCGCCGAGAAGCGAUGGGCGGCUAAUCAUCAGAUGAGUUUGUAG